AUGGAGGAGUUCGAAGCAGACAUCCCGAUAGACUGCCUAUGCUGCACGUCCUCCAGUCUUGUUGCUGGAGGGUACCUGUUUAAUGAGGGUGUAAGAAGUGGCAAGAUAUACUUCUACAGUCUCGAAAGCAUGAAUAUUGAGAGUGAGCUUGCAACAUCUGGAACUCUUGAUAUUAAGAUAAAUGAGCAAACCUUGUAUUCAGCAAACUCCAGUGAUGUUUCUGCUGUCCAUCUUGCAAGUGGAAGUGCAGUGAGGAUGGACACCGCAUAUGUCAAUACAUAUGUGGAGAUCUGUGACAGCAAUGUGUUUGUUUCUGAUGUCGAAGGAGGUGUUGGUGUGUAUGAUAAUGGAAUGAGGUUUUUAAAAGCCAUUAAGGUCAGCGAGGCGCCUAUCUGGGUCUUGAAGGCAAGCGGCAAAGAAUUGAUAUGUGGGUCUGAAGACGGAAUGUUAAGGUUCAUAGAUACCCGAACAUUUUCUGAGCGGCACAGAAUGAAGAGAGCCUCUGGAAUUACAUCUAUAUAUGAAUGCCCGGAAUACUUGUAUGUUGGAUCAUAUGAUGAAUGUAUAGAGAUUAUUGAUAAAAGAAAGUAUGAGGCUGUAAGAAAGGUAAUGAUUGGGGGAGGAGUAUGGAGGAUUUGUAGAGAAGGAGGGGCGUUCUAUCUGUCCUGUAUGUACGAGGGGUUAAAAAUAUGUGAUGACGAGCUGAAUGUUGUUGAAAGGCUUCCAACGAACUCGAUUGCAUACGGUCUAACUGUAAAAGACAGCAAGGUCUUCUUCACAUCGUUUUAUGACAGGAAGAUAUACAAGCUUGAACGCCCAUAG
Molecule: messenger RNA, 822 nt
Organism: Encephalitozoon hellem ATCC 50504
Lineage: Eukaryota; Fungi; Microsporidia; Unikaryonidae
Exons: 1
Coding region: 1-822 (273 amino acids)
Molecular function (GO): protein binding
Source: RefSeq, a predicted model, not a curated record